Pseudomyrmex gracilis is the source of this 1174-nucleotide messenger RNA. Its product is annotated as flavin reductase (NADPH). The coding region runs from base 484 to 1089 and encodes 201 amino acids. The record is from RefSeq and is a predicted model, not a curated record. Lineage: Eukaryota; Metazoa; Arthropoda; Insecta; Hymenoptera; Formicidae. The transcript has 5 exons.
UUCGUGAAGAGAAGUUUAUUCUCAUUUAUUCAGAUAUACAUCUGCAUAAGGACUGAAAAAUGUUGGAAAUUGCAUAGAAAUUAUAUAGAAAUUUUGAGAAAUAAAAUACAUAUAAUUCUGAAAAUUUAAUUUUCUGAUGUUAAAUUCAAUUUUUUUUAACAAAAAAAAAUAAAGUAAACAACAGGAAAUAACACAUUGUUACGUGCUAAAACUAUGUUCAGCGCAGAUUUAUAUACAUGAAAAUUAAAUAAGUUGCGUUAAUAAAAAUUAGGCAACGUGUUACUGUUGCGUUAUCAUUGCUAUCGAAUUUGGUUCUAAGUACGUAUUAACGUGUUCACUGACGGAUGUGUAAUUACUCCCUCUCCACGAUAUUCGCAAGAAUGACUCGCCGUUCUCGUUUCAUUGUCUCAUAUGAGACAAAUUGAUAGAUAUAAUUGCUUUUUUGCGAUAACGCCCGUCAGAUGAUAGCUAACAGCAAGCAAAAUGAAGCGAAUUGUAAUAUUUGGCGCUACUGGGAACACUGGCCUAUGCACUUUGAGGUCAGCAGUCGAAGAUGGUUUAGAAGUAAGAGCUUUUGUAAGAGAUGAAACCAAAGUUCCUGAAGAUCUUAAAAAUAAGAUUGAAUCAAUUAUUGGAGAUGUCACUAAUGCAGAACAGGUUGCAAGUGCUGUAGCUGAUAGGGAUGCUGUUGUGGUGGUACUUGGAACAAGGAAUGAUUUGAAUCCUACUACAGUACUAUCUCAAGGUCUGAAAAAUAUAAUUGAUGCCAUGAAGACUCACAAUGUUGAAUUAAUCUCUGUAUGUCUGUCUGCAUUUCUAUUCUAUAAACCUGAGGCAGUGCCAGCUAUAUUUAAGAACUUGAAUGCAGAUCAUCAACGGAUGUUUGAUUUGAUCAAAGCAAGUAAUUUGAAAUGGGUAGCAAUAUUACCGCCGCAUAUAGCAGAUAUACCAAAAUCAAAGUACACUGUCACGUUUGAUUCUUCACCUGGACGAGCUAUUUCCAAGCAUGAUUUAGGCGCUUUUCUCAUCGAGUGUCUUAAGAAUUCGAAAUAUUGCCAAAAGAUCUGCGGCAUUGCAACCGCGUCAUGAUGUAAGAAGAAUCACGGAAAUGUAAAAAUAAUAAAAUGCAUUGUGUUUUGUUUUUAAUAAAAAUAUAUAUUGUAUAUCUGUUAAA